Molecule: messenger RNA, 1839 nt
Organism: Diachasma alloeum
Lineage: Eukaryota; Metazoa; Arthropoda; Insecta; Hymenoptera; Braconidae
Gene: snRNP-U1-70K
Product: U1 small nuclear ribonucleoprotein 70 kDa
Exons: 7
Coding region: 137-1363 (408 amino acids)
Biological process (GO): mRNA splicing, via spliceosome
Cellular component (GO): precatalytic spliceosome; U2-type prespliceosome; U1 snRNP
Molecular function (GO): mRNA binding; U1 snRNA binding
Source: RefSeq, a predicted model, not a curated record
UUUGGUUUUUUGGGUGGUGAAAAAAAAAGUCACACGUAGGAGUGGACUCUCCGCAAUCCGCGAUUUUUAUUUAUCGAGAGUGCUAUUUUAUCGAGUGUGAUUGUUAAUAAAUGGAAGUGAAUGCCAAGUGCGAAGAAUGACGCAGUUUUUGCCACCGAAUUUGUUGGCUCUCUUCGCCCCGAGGGAUCCGAUACCGUAUCUGCCACCAGUCAGCAAACUACCGCAUGAGAAGAAGAAUGGAGGAUACCUUGGCGUCGGGGCAUUUCUCAAAUAUUUUGAGGAUCCCAAGGACACACCUCCCCCGGUUCGUGUCGAGACUCGAGAGGAAAGACUGGAGAGACGAAGACGCGAGCGUGCUGAGCAAGUUGCCUAUAAAUUGGAGCAGGAAAUUGCGGUUUGGGAUCCAGCUGGAAUUCCAAAUGUCACUGCUGAUCCAUUCAAAACACUCUUCAUUGCUCGAAUCAAUUAUGAUACAUCAGAAUCAAAACUGAGGAGGGAAUUCGAGGUUUACGGGCCAGUAAAGAAGAUUGUCGUAAUUCACAAUACGAUCAAUGGAAAGCCAAGGGGGUACGCAUUCAUUGAGUAUGAGCACGAAAGGGACAUGCACUCUGCGUAUAAGCAUGCGGAUGGUAAGAAAAUAGAUGGUCGCAGAGUGUUGGUGGAUGUGGAGCGCGCUAGGACUGUUAAGGGAUGGCUACCGAGGAGGCUCGGGGGUGGACUUGGGGGGACAAGGAGAGGUGGACCCGAUGUUAAUAUCAAACACUCUGGAAGGGAGGAUAAUGAGAGGGAGAGGGAGAGAUAUCGGUUGGAGAGGGAGAGGGAGGCGUCUGGACGAGGGAUGGACAGAGAACGUGAUCGUGAUCGAGUUGACAGAGAGCGUCGAAGAUCUCGCGAGAGAAAGCGACGCUCGCGCAGUAGAUCGCGCGAUCGUAAGCGUCGGCGCAGUAGGGAACGUGCUCCCGAGCCCGAGAUUGAGGAGAUCCAGAGGGAGGAGAGAACCAGAGACAGACGUGAGCGCGACAGAGACCGCGACAGGGACAGGGAGCGCAAGAGGAGGCGAUCGAGGAGCAAUGAUCGUAGCGAUCGUGAUCGCGAGAGGAAGAGGGACAAACGGGACAGGGAUCGCGAGCGCAGGGACAGGAAGGACAGGGAGAGGGUGCCUGACGAGGAUACCAAGGAGAUACGGAUUAAGGAGGAGCCCAUGGACGAUUAUCCUGAUUACGCAAAUGCUUAUCCCUCUUCGACCCCCUACUUUGCACAAGUGAAAUACGAAGAUGACAGUGAAGUGGAGGAGAAAUACAGAAUUCCUGAGGGUCGCAACGAUCAGCCAUCCUACAAUUACGACUCCGUGCCCGACUAUUAAUGAUAAACGAUAAAACCGUGAUUACCCGAUUUAAUUAAAUGAAUUCGAAUGGAGGAAGAAAAGCACUGAGAAUAAUUCGUGUUCGUAAUUAUCUAAAAUUGGUGUGUCAAACUCAGUAACUGUGAAUUUAAUUUUGCCAGAUUGAAUAAUGCAACGAGCUUUCGAGACACUCUCCCUGUUGUUCGACCCUGAUUGUGAUGUUUCAAUUUAUUUUUUCCAAUGAGGACGGCAGUCUUAAUCGAGACGUUUCGACUCUAAAGACGAUUGACUCUGAAGACAAUUAUCCGAUGAAUUGGGGUAAUUUGAAAAUUGAGGAGAUGGAGACUCUUUAGUCUCCGGUUGAUCAAUCAACUGAAAUUGAAUGGUAUUCAAUCUGUACAUAUUAUAAGUUUGAAAAAUCAAUUCAUCAUACUUGACUGCUGUAUGUAUUUUAUACAUAUAGAAAUAAAGGAAACAAAUUGGAGAUGUGACUGCGA